Messenger RNA from Drosophila innubila, 3658 nucleotides. It is a transcript of the gene gro, whose product is annotated as protein groucho. The record is from RefSeq and is a predicted model, not a curated record. Bases 823 to 3018 code for a protein of 731 amino acids. Gene Ontology annotation, cellular component: transcription regulator complex; nucleus. Gene Ontology annotation, molecular function: transcription corepressor activity; protein binding. The transcript is spliced from 14 exons. NCBI's taxonomy places the organism in Eukaryota, Metazoa, Arthropoda, Insecta, Diptera, Drosophilidae. Gene Ontology annotation, biological process: regulation of DNA-templated transcription; negative regulation of canonical Wnt signaling pathway.
AUCAAUCUAAAUAAUAAAGUGAUGAGAUAUAUCUUACGAUAUAUCGUCGGCGUUUUACUUUUUCCACGCAUCAAAAACACGUUCGCAAAUUAAAAACAAAUCGGCAGUGCACUUUAUCAACUUCUACAAGUAAUUAUGUAUAAUGUGCAGUAAAAAACCAUGCCGGAUAUCAAUUAAAUGCAGCCGAAUAUCAAAGUGCAAAAUAGACGGCUAAAGCAGAUGCGAAAAAAUAGAGACGAGAACGAGAACGCCACACAACACAUACACGACGCGCAGGCUGGCUGUCAGACGUAGCGAGUUGAUCGGUCGGUCGGUCGGUUGAAGAGGCCAGUUUUUACGGGCAAAAUUCGAGUAAAAAUUGCGUUUUUUUUGCACUGAAAAAAUCGGUUUGUGCAAAUAUCAGUGCUGUGUAUAUAUGCGCACACAAAGUGGCAAUAAAAUGUGCAAUUGUGCGGCUAGCUAAAGGCCUAAAUGUAAAUUGGAUACCCGCAAACCGCUAGACAAUAUGGAAACGCUAGAGUUGAAUUAAACAUAUAACCACAACAAAAGCAAUCAAACGCUUGCAAAAUCUUAUACAUGCUCCGGUGCUAGUGCUGCUAAUUUAGGCAGAGGAGAGUUUAAUCUCAGGGUGCCAGCAGCAGCGGGCAGCGGCGCGCUGUCAACAGGAAGAGGAAGCAUAAUUUACUAACUUAUCCGCAGACCACAAAUAAAAUACAAAACCAUUUCGGUACAACUAGCUACAACUGUUAUUUGUAGUUGUCCAUCUCAUCAUUUGUACUUGGGCAACCAUUAAACAGCAACAAUACAGUAACAACAACAACAAUGUACCCCCAACCGGUGCGUCACCCCGCCGCCGGGGGACCACCACCUCAGGGCCCAAUCAAAUUUACCAUUGCCGAUACAUUGGAGCGCAUCAAGGAGGAGUUCAAUUUUCUGCAGGCACAAUAUCACAGCAUCAAAUUGGAGUGCGAGAAGCUGGCAACCGAAAAGACCGAAAUGCAGCGCCAUUAUGUUAUGUACUAUGAAAUGUCCUACGGCCUUAAUGUGGAAAUGCACAAACAAACGGAAAUCGCCAAGCGUCUCAACACACUGAUCAAUCAGCUACUUCCAUUCCUACAGGCCGAUCAUCAGCAGCAAGUGCUCCAGGCGGUUGAACGCGCGAAGCAGGUCACAAUGCAGGAGCUGAAUCUGAUCAUUGGGCAUCAGCAGCAACAUGGAAUACAACAACUUUUACAACAAAUACAUGCACAACAGGUGCCUGGUGGGCCGCCACAGCCGAUGGGCGCCCUGAAUCCAUUUGGAGCUUUGGGCGCCACAAUGGGUUUACCACAUGGGCCACAGGGUUUGCUGAAAGCGCCGCCAGAUCAUCACAGGCCGGACAUAAAGCCAACUGGCUUGGAGGGACCAGCGGGUGCUGAGGAGCGCUUGCGCAAUUCGGUUUCACCAGCGGAUCGGGAGAAAUAUCGUACGCGCUCCCCACUGGACAUUGAGAACGACUCGAAGCGUCGAAAAGAUGAGAAACUGCAAGACGAUGAAGGCGAGAAAAGCGAUCAAGAUUUAGUCGUAGAUGUUGCAAAUGAAAUGGAAUCCCACUCACCACGUCCCAAUGGCGAGCAUGUGUCCAUGGAGGUGCGCGAUCGAGAGAGCUUAAACGGCGAGCGUCUGGACAAACCGGGCAGUAGCGGCAUCAAGCAAGAGCGCCCACCCUCACGGUCUGGCUCCAGUUCGUCGCGUUCCACACCCAGCCUCAAGACAAAAGAUAUGGACAAGCCGGGCACACCGGGAGCGAAGGCACGCACACCGACACCAAACGCUGCCGCACCAUCUCAGGGCCCAAAUCCUAAACAAAUGAUGCAACAAGGUGGCCCACCGCCAGCUGGUUAUCCAGCGUCGCCCUAUCAGCGACCGGCAGAACACUAUCAGCGUCCGCCAUCGGAUCCCGCCUAUGGACGACCGCCGCCUAUGCCGUAUGAUCCGCAUGCGCAUGUACGAACUAACGGCAUUCCACAUCCCUCGGCGCUAACUGGUGGAAAGCCGGCAUACUCUUUCCAUAUGAACGGCGAGGGCAGCCUGCAGCCGGUGCCAUUCCCGCCGGAUGCGCUUGUGGGCGUUGGUAUACCGAGACAUGCGCGGCAAAUUAAUACGUUAUCACAUGGCGAGGUCGUCUGUGCGGUGACUAUUUCAAAUCCUACAAAAUACGUUUAUACGGGUGGCAAGGGCUGCGUUAAAGUAUGGGACAUCUCACAGCCGGGCAAUAAGAAUCCCGUUAGCCAACUUGAUUGCCUGCAACGCGAUAAUUACAUACGCUCGGUGAAACUGCUGCCGGAUGGACGCACACUUAUUGUCGGUGGGGAGGCAUCGAAUCUAUCAAUAUGGGAUUUGGCCAGUCCAACGCCACGCAUCAAGGCCGAGCUAACCUCAGCGGCGCCUGCCUGCUAUGCGCUCGCCAUCAGUCCCGAUUCGAAGGUGUGCUUCUCGUGUUGCAGCGAUGGCAACAUUGCUGUCUGGGAUUUGCACAAUGAGAUACUGGUGCGUCAGUUCCAGGGCCACACAGACGGUGCGUCGUGCAUUGACAUCAGUCCGGAUGGCUCACGAUUAUGGACAGGCGGUCUGGAUAACACAGUGCGCUCAUGGGAUCUGCGCGAGGGUCGCCAGCUUCAGCAGCACGAUUUCAGUUCUCAAAUAUUCUCGCUUGGCUAUUGUCCAACAGGUGACUGGCUGGCCGUUGGCAUGGAGAAUUCACAUGUGGAAGUAUUGCAUGCAUCAAAACCGGACAAGUAUCAGCUGCAUUUGCACGAGAGCUGCGUUCUGUCGCUGCGGUUUGCCACCUGCGGCAAAUGGUUCGUUUCCACCGGCAAAGACAACCUGCUUAAUGCAUGGCGAACACCAUACGGUGCCAGUAUAUUCCAGUCAAAGGAAACAUCAUCCGUACUUAGCUGCGACAUAUCAACUGACGACAAAUAUAUUGUGACGGGUUCGGGCGAUAAAAAGGCUACUGUCUAUGAAGUUAUUUAUUAAAUGAAAAAACACACACAGCAGAGGAAAUUCACACUUUUCAUUUUGUAAUAAGCGCAUAUAGGUUUUUAUUACAAUUACAAAAACAACAGAGAAAACAGAAGAAAUACACUAUGUUCGAUCGAUAGCAUGCAAAUAAAAACACGAACAUAAGCAAACAACAACAGCAUCAAUACAAGGCAGCGGCAUCAGCGCAAUGCAUUCAAGAGCAAAGCAAGUUCUAUAAUAUAAAUAUAUUAAAACAAAAAGAAAGGAAAAUAUAAAAAUUUAAGCGUACUUUUAGCUACUAAGCUUAAGCUAAGUCCAAUAAAAAGUUGAACACAAAUUGCAAAGUAAAACAAUACCUAAACCUACAACAAAAUAAUAAAAAUAAUAUUGUAAUAAUAAUGAUGCAAAGCGAGUGCAACAGAAAUGAAAAAAAAAAAAAAAAAAAAAAAAACAGAAACAGAAAGAGUAAUAACAGUCGGCGAUACCUAGCACGCUCAUCAAAAGAAUUAAGUGCCGGGUUCACCCAGCAUGGAUUAGUCAUUGCAGGAGCGUUGAGAUUAUAAUUACCAGAUGAGUUACGAGAUGUCAGAUAUGUGAGUGCUUUUAGUUUGUCUAUGUGUUUAUAAGUUGGCAGUGAAAGUUUGUAAACAAAAAA